UUAAAGGAAAUAGACGCGUCACGAGCCCCUGCUACUGGGAAAUUUGGCUCCAGUAUGCUAGUCGCCAAGGGUAUUCAAUACGACGAAUAUGACGUAUCCCAUGAUUCCAACCAAACCUCACAGGGUCGGCUGGCUCCAUCGCGUAUCAAUUAUGCCUCAACACGAAUGAUCCUGUGAGCCGUGUCAUGGUGAUUUGAAUACUAUCGUCCGAGGUUCCCGAAGGAAAGCUGUCAGUGGCGGCGAUAGAUAAAUUGGGAACGUAUAGACCUGAGUAAAAAGCGAUCCCCAAUUCUCAUUUCCUCUCCCAUGUCCUCCUUGCUGCUAUCCCUCCCUGCUGAGCUGCUUGAGCUUGUCGUAUUCGAGUCCAGCACUCCCACGCGAAAAGCACUCCGAUCAACGUGCCUGCGCCUGGAAUCGAUCGCCACCCCACUAGUCUUCGAGAGCCUGCUCAUUGAUACUCGCAACAGACGCCAUGUUUCAAAGUUUCUUCGAAACCUUUGCUCAGGGAAGGGAUUGGCGAAAUAUGUUCAGCAUAUCCAUCUCGUCUCGCUCAAACUCCCGAGAAAGCUACUUGGCCUGCGUAAGGAGAGGGAGUGGGGGAAACCUUCUCGUCGCUGCUAUACCGUAUAUGAUAUCAUUGAGGGGCAUUUCGUGAGUCAGUCCACCGCGUUUCUCGACCUAGCUAAUAGUGCUUCAAGUUGCUCAGCCUCUGACAAGAGAAUAUUUACUAAUACGGCUCUCUGGCGCAGUCUCAGUCAUAUCACCUCGUUGUCCAUCUCCAGCCUCGGAUGGCAAACAGAGAAAGUCCGCCCCCAAUCUUCAUCUUACUGGUCUCACCGAUCUCAGUUUCCUCCGGUUAUGGAUGUCUCGAAUACGCGAGCACCCUCAUCAGCACGAGCACCGGCCUCACUACACUCUCCGUACAUCACUCACUCCAUCCCGAUGACCGAUUCGAUCCAUUCUCCCCUUCCGUCCUCAUUCUGUUCCGCGGUUCCCAAUCGAUGUGCCUCACCGCUCUAUCUCUCUCCGGCAAUCUCUCCCUCAGUGCUGCGGAAGUGUCCUCGCUCGUUCCGCACCUCCGUCACCUUCAGUCACUCUCCCUCAACAUGGACUUUGUCCCGGGUGAAUUCUGGCAGUCGUUGAGGCGGGAGGAGAUUUUCGUAAAGGAGAAAUUUGCGCUUACGACAUGGGAUGCUGAGUCCGCGGUGUUUGAUUAUCUAUGCUCGUAUACCGGACUGCGGCAUUUGUUUUUGCACAUCAAGGAGGGGAAUGGUGACUACGAUGCGAAGAAGGUUGUGCGAAGGCAUCGGAGGACGUUG
Desarmillaria tabescens is the source of this 1319-nucleotide messenger RNA. RefSeq lists its product as uncharacterized. The coding region runs from base 307 to 1143 and encodes 278 amino acids. Lineage: Eukaryota; Fungi; Basidiomycota; Agaricomycetes; Agaricales; Physalacriaceae. The record is from RefSeq and is a predicted model, not a curated record. The transcript is spliced from 2 exons.